Bactrocera neohumeralis is the source of this 1332-nucleotide messenger RNA. RefSeq lists its product as uncharacterized. The coding region runs from base 743 to 1324 and encodes 193 amino acids. NCBI's taxonomy places the organism in Eukaryota, Metazoa, Arthropoda, Insecta, Diptera, Tephritidae. The record is from RefSeq and is a predicted model, not a curated record. The transcript is spliced from 3 exons.
UUAACGAGCUGGGUGGUGAAGUUCGAGAAAUAGCGCGUGUUGAAGCGUGACUGUACCGACUUGAAGGACAGCUGCGUGAUCUGCUGAGGUUGAGUGAGUUAACGAGAGAGAGUGAGGUAGAGAGAGAUAGAGAGUGUGUAGGUAAAAAGGUUAAGAGAAUGUGAAGAGUUUAAUGAAAGUUACUCACGCCACUUGUAAAUCGCGUAAACUCUGUAAGCAGCAAUAAAUUGAAAAUAAAAGUGAUUACUUUAAGUCUUGAACUCAUUUUGAGGUCUGCGGAAGAUUUUAAAAUGGCGGUGAAUUUGAAAUAAUUUGAAAAUAGAAAAGUAAUUAAAUAAACUAGAUAAUUAGUAACGGCAAAAAAUAGAUUUGAUGGUGUGGCUUAGGAGAGGUAUUUUAAAAGAGAAAUACUAAUGGCUUUAUAAUAAUACACUGUAAAAAAUAGUGCCGCAGUUCAAGCGCUGCUAUUUUUUGAGUGUUUUGUUUUUUGUGUAUUUUUCUAUUGCGAAUAUAUUUUAUCUAUUUUUUUACUAAUUUUAAACAAAGUACAUACAUUCUCGUGUAACAUAUUAGCAUAUAUAAUAAUCAUUAUGAUUGCAUUUUUCUAACUAGCCACUAAAUACACGCCAAUUAAACAAUGACUGCGGCAUAAUUAGAAUUAAUGAGGCGUAAAAACUAAUAUUUGCUGGAAAAAAUUACGCAAAAACUAUUUGAAAAUAAUUAUUUGCAUUCCACUAAUGUAAUGAAAGCCAUGCAGGCGCGCUUGUGUCGGAAAAAUCAAUUACUUUUUAUAGCGGCUUUGCUUUUAGCGCUGCGCGUAGAAAGGAGCCAUGAAGGAAAGCAAAACACGGCACUGUACUUUCGCAGCAUUGAGAAGAGCUACAAUCCGAAAUACGUCGACAGCUUUGCCUGCAACAUCUCUACCGAUCGCUCGACCAUUAGUACGUCAUUGAAUAUAGCAAAAAAUGUAUCUGUGGAUUUCUGGAUGAAAGUAGCCAUAGCAUUUAAACAACAAGCUUCGAAAAAAUAUCGUUCGAUUUUGUCGUUCAACGUCAAUUUGUGCGAGGUGCUACGCAACGAGUUCAAUCAGCAGGGUUUGGUGCACUUGUGGAUAAGGAAUUUACAGAAAUAUAGUAAUAUGCCACGCACUUGUCCGUGGAAAGCGGGUUCAUAUUACUGGCUUAAUUUGCGUCCAGAAGCGGGCACUAUACCGAAAUUUAUCUCUGCUGGUCUAUUUCGCAUCGAUACCCAAUUCUACUUGAAAGCCUUAAAUAAUGAGCCAUUUACAAACGUCACAAUCGUUUUCGAAUUGCAUCGAGAUUGAAAUCGAAA